Molecule: messenger RNA, 870 nt
Organism: Conger conger (European conger)
Lineage: Eukaryota; Metazoa; Chordata; Actinopteri; Anguilliformes; Congridae
Gene: hoxd13a
Product: homeobox D13a
Exons: 2
Coding region: 1-870 (289 amino acids)
Biological process (GO): regulation of transcription by RNA polymerase II
Molecular function (GO): RNA polymerase II cis-regulatory region sequence-specific DNA binding; DNA-binding transcription factor activity, RNA polymerase II-specific
Source: RefSeq, a predicted model, not a curated record
AUGGAGAACUUCGGAGGGGAUAUCGCCUCAGUGCAGAACCGGAGUUUCUAUCCGUCUGCUUUUGGGGCUCAGUCAAGGCGCUCGGCAUCGGGGUCAAUGGUAUACUCCAUUACGGACAGAUCGGCCUCUCUAAGUCCAGAGUCUAUUAAAUCGUACGCACCUAUUCCUGGCUCCCCGGCCACUGCAAAUCCUCCCAUUGUUUUUGGCUGUCUUUUUGGAAACUCUUACUAUGGUUGCAAAAUCCCACAUGGUGUCCCUUUGCAGCAGACCGCAAAGAAACAAACUACUCUCGCGUCUUUAUGUGGAGAAUCGGUGGAAAAGCGUAUGGAUAUAUCAGGCUUUGCAAGCACCAACAUGCACUGCAACGAAAUUCCAGGAAGUGCUACGGAGUUUGGUGUUUACCAAAGUUGUUCAGGGUCUUACUCCCAGAUUCCUGGAUAUAUCAAUGUACCUGUCGUACCAAGAGCCGCUGCUAACUAUCCAAGACACGAGGCUGUUUUACCCAUUGACGGAUACCAGCCGUGGAACUGGUCAAAUAGUUGGAACAGUCAACUUAAUUGCGCCAAAGAACAGACACCGAGCCCGCACUCUUGGAAAUCUUCUCUCGCAGGCGAGACAGGAUUGAAUGAGACGCAUGUCCGUACUUUAUACCGGCAUGGAAGGAAGAAGAGAGUGCCGUACACCAAACCUCAACUGAAGGAACUUGAACAAGAGUACACCACGAACAAGUUAAUUAACAAGGAUAAACGGCGAAGGAUAGCCUCUUCUACCAACCUGUCAGAGAGACAAGUCACGAUUUGGUUUCAGAACCGUAGAGUCAAAGACAGGAAAAUUACAUCCAAAUUGAAGGACGUUCACACUUAUUCGUGA